This is a messenger RNA of Diutina rugosa, 1746 nucleotides long. RefSeq names its product protein disulfide isomerase (gene PDI1). The coding region runs from base 1 to 1746 and encodes 581 amino acids. Gene Ontology annotation, biological process: protein folding; response to endoplasmic reticulum stress. Gene Ontology annotation, cellular component: endoplasmic reticulum. NCBI's taxonomy places the organism in Eukaryota, Fungi, Ascomycota, Pichiomycetes, Serinales, Debaryomycetaceae. The transcript has a single exon. The record is from RefSeq and is a predicted model, not a curated record. Gene Ontology annotation, molecular function: protein disulfide isomerase activity.
AUGCAAUUCUGGAGAUUUUCUACCAAUGCUUUGGCAACCUUAUUGUCCGUGGUAAGCCUUGCUUCUGCUAGUGGUCCUGCGGAUGGAAAUGCUAUUGCCGACCCUAACUCGGCCGUUGUUAAGUUGACUACCGAGACUUUCAAGGAAUUCCUUGAAGAGAACCCUUUGGUCCUUGCGGAAUUCUUUGCCCCUUGGUGCGGGUAUUGUAAGCUUUUGGCUCCCGAAUUUGUCAAGGCUGCCGAUACUUUGAAUGAUUCUCACCCCAAUAUUAAGUUGGCUCAAAUUGAUUGCACUGAAGAUGAAAAAUUGUGCCAAGAACAUGGCAUCAGAGGUUACCCGACAAUGAAGGUCUUCAGAGGUGAAAUUUCCGAAGAUUACGAGGGUCCUAGAGAAGCUGACGGUAUCAUGGAUUACAUGAUCAGAGCAUCUCUCCCUGCCGUUUCGCACGUUGAUAAUGAGGAUGCUCUCAAGGAGUUAAUCUCAGAACAAUCGAAACCUUUCAUUCUUCAAUUGAACGGCGAUUCGAAAUCCAACGAAACCUUUAAUGAAGUUGCUCAGCAAGGUCGCAAGGACAACACGUUCAUCUCAGUUGAUUCAUCAUUGAAUAAGGCCCUUGGCAAGAAAAUCACCAACAUCAAGAUUGGUAAAAAACCGACUUUCUUGUUGGUGCACCCUGAUCAAUUUGACGAUGCCAGGGAAAUUUCUGGUGACAAGCUUGACGUGGAUGCUCUUAAGGCUUUUAUCAAGGAUGAAUCCAUCCCUUACUUUGGCGAAAUUGACCGUGACACUUACCUCAUGUACAUGACUUCUCCUACGCCUCUUGCCUAUUACUUUUACGACAAGCCUGAACAGCGUGAUGCCUUCAAGGAGAAGUUUGAAGCUCUUGGCAAAAAGCACAAGGGCAAGCUCAACUUUGUUGCCUUGGAUGCAACUCAAUUCGGCCGUCACGCUGAGGUCCUCAAUAUGGAUCCUGAGAUUAUCCCCUUGUUCGCCAUCCAAGAUUCUGAAAAUAACAAAAAGUAUGGUAUCGAUCAAGUGCAGCACCCUAAGGGUCCUAAAUUCGACGUGAUCGAGAAAUUCGUGAAGGACUUUGUUUCGGGUAAGCUCACUCCCAUUGUUAAACUGGAAGAAUUACCUAGCGCUGAGGAAAAGGCAGCCAAUCCCGUGGUAAAGCUUGUGGGACACAAUUACCGCGAUAUUCUUGAGGACACCUCCAAAGAUGUGUUUGUUAAGUACUACGCCCCCUGGUGUGGUCACUGUAAGAAGUUGGCUCCCACUUGGGAAGAAUUGGCUGAAAUUUAUCAAUCAAACAAGGAUGGUGCUGAAGUUAUUGUUGCCGAUAUUGACCACACUGCCAAUGACGUUGACGUGCCCGUCGAAAUCGAGGGCUACCCUACUUUGUUGAUGUACCCUGCCAAUGGUGAAAUUGAUGAAAAGACUGGUUUGAGAAUUCCCGUUCCUUUCAAUGGCAACAGAGAAUUGGACGACUUGAUUGAUUUUGUGAAGUCGUCGGGGGCUCUUGGCGUUGAUGGUACCGUCACCAAGCAAGAAAGAGAUGACGCUGGUGCUGACAUCUUGGAAGACGAAGAUGACGAAGCUGAGUUACCUGAAGAAGUCGAAGAUGUCAAGGAUGAAGUUAACAAGAAGGCUAAGAAGGCGAAGAAGGAGGCGAAGAAGGCCGGUAAGAAGGCCUCUAAGAAAGCCAAGAAAGCUGUCGAAGAUGACGAAGCUAAUGAUGAAUUGUAG